Triplophysa rosa is the source of this 5002-nucleotide messenger RNA. RefSeq names its product F-box and leucine-rich repeat protein 20 (gene fbxl20). The record is from RefSeq and is a predicted model, not a curated record. Lineage: Eukaryota; Metazoa; Chordata; Actinopteri; Cypriniformes; Nemacheilidae. The transcript is spliced from 15 exons. Gene Ontology annotation, cellular component: SCF ubiquitin ligase complex. The coding region runs from base 242 to 1552 and encodes 436 amino acids. Gene Ontology annotation, biological process: SCF-dependent proteasomal ubiquitin-dependent protein catabolic process. Gene Ontology annotation, molecular function: protein binding.
CAAGUCUUGGUAAAAGGGGAGGGGGUGAUCUACACAACAGAGGAGAUAUGCUUGAUUUGUUCAUAUUUCUACCGCUGGGGCUCUUCUGUAUCUUCGCCAUCAGCAACCUCGAGGAAAUUAACCGAAAACAAGACAUGAGCUCGACGGAAACCAGCGGCGCCGACACGUUCGUUCCCUUUUAAUAACCGGACGCGCUUUUCCUCCCCGGUUUACCGAGUUGGUUCAGUUGGCACCGUUCGGGAUGGGUAAGGAGGUGAACGGCGUCUCGCGGAGUCGCUUUGAGAUGUUCUCCAAUAAUGAUGAGGCUUUUAUCAACAAGAAGCUGCCAAAGGAGCUGUUGUUACGAAUCUUCUCGUUUCUGGAUGUAGUGACACUCUGCCGCUGUGCACAAGUCUCACGAUCAUGGAACCUGUUAGCUCUGGAUGGCAGUAACUGGCAGCGUAUUGACCUCUUUGACUUCCAGAGGGACAUUGAGGGCCGUGUGGUGGAGAACAUCUCAAAACGCUGUGGAGGCUUCCUUAGAAAGUUAAGUCUCCGAGGAUGUCUGGGAGUUGGUGACAGUGCGCUCAGGACGUUUGCUCAGAACUGCAGAAACAUCGAGCUGCUCAGCCUCAACGGUUGCACAAAGAUAACUGACAGUACCUGCAACAGCUUGAGUAAGUUUUGUCCCAAACUGAAGCACUUGGAUCUUGCCUCCUGUACCUCGAUUACAAACCUGUCUCUCAAAGCACUGAGUGAGGGCUGUCCUCUACUGGAGCAGUUGAACAUCUCUUGGUGUGACCAGGUGACCAAAGAUGGCGUACAGGCGCUUGUGAGAUGUUGUCCAGGUCUCAAAUGCCUGUUCCUUAAGGGCUGCACACAGUUGGAAGACGAGGCUCUCAAGCAAAUCGGAGCACAUUGUCCAGAGCUGGUCACGCUCAACUUACAGACGUGUUCACAGAUCACAGAUGAAGGUCUGAUAACCAUCUGUCGAGGGUGUCAUCGGCUUCAGUCGCUGUGUGUGUCGGGCUGUGCGAACAUCACAGAUGCUAUUCUCAAUGCCCUGGGCCUAAACUGCCCUCGCCUCAGAAUAUUAGAAGUGGCUCGUUGCUCUCAGCUCACAGACGUCGGGUUUACCUCUUUAGCUCGGAAUUGUCAUGAACUAGAAAAGAUGGAUUUAGAAGAGUGUGUACAGAUCACAGAUGGGACACUCAUCCAGUUAUCUAUACACUGCCCUCGACUCCAAGUUCUGAGUUUGUCUCACUGCGAGCUGAUCACUGAUGAUGGGAUCAGACAGCUGGGCAGCGGUCCUUGUGCUCACGACCGGCUGGAGGUCAUCGAGCUGGAUAACUGCCCGCUCAUCACGGACGCUUCCUUGGAGCAUCUGAAGACCUGCCACAGCCUGGAUCGCAUCGAGCUCUACGACUGCCAGCAGAUCACCCGCGCGGGCAUCAAACGCUUGAGGACUCACUUACCCAACAUUAAAGUCCACGCCUACUUUGCACCCGUGACUCCGCCUCCAUCGGUGGGUGGAAGCCGUCAGAGAUUCUGUCGCUGCUGCAUCCUUCUAUGAUGUAAAAACAGACUGCAUCUUGACCCCUCCCCCUGAUCUACCCAGAGCACAUUGCUGGUGGGUCCCCGGUCAGGUCUAAUGAAAGUAAAAGAGAGACACAUCCGGUCAUACUCUCAUGAGCUUCAACCAACACUACAGUCCCGUCUGUGGCUUUAUACCAAACUCACGUACGGAUUUGGGGAGCAUUUUUUGUUCAUUAAAAAACAGAGCAUGAAGAAUGUGGCUCCUACUCGAUACAACACCACGGAUCACAUACGUCAGAUUGUGCAGAGACAACAUUAAAAGGAAACCGGCGAGUUUUUUGGCAGCCACAAUCUGCCCUGCCCGUUCUUUUUGCCCCUACACGGAUGUGUAAAAAUAGUUGUUUACUUGUAAGACCCCCCCCUCCCAUGGACACACAAAUACACAUUCUCUCUCUUUGUUUUACUCUGUGGCUUUGUAAAAUAUGACAUUUUUUAAGCAUGAUACUCCCAAGUUUUGCUUUUGAUCUAUAAGAGGUGGAGGCGGCAGUCCGCUGACGGAGGCGGCAGUCCGCUGACGGAGGUGAGGGGUUGAUGUACGCUGCCGAUGAAGCAGGUUGGAUGUCUGGAUAACACACAUGAAGGUGUUUUGCUCUUUCACCAUUAUGCACUUAAGAAAGUCUUUGAAUUUUAGAAAAGACGCAUCCGCAAAUUCGAAUGUAAAAAGCCAAGAUGGUUCAGGACUGGUCAUGUGAAUCUAAAAAGAGAUCAUCAUUUGUCGAUAACAAUAACUAUGGUGACCACUGUUCGGUAUUUAGGAUUUGUUCAAAGCAAACAAACAAAUCAACCGUAAUCUAUUUUAUGCGCCCGAAUCGCCAGAUGACUUGUAAACGAACCGCCAACAAUGGUUCGGCUUUUAGAUCUAUGAGAUGACGUCCUCCCGUCACAAACACAAUCAAAAGCGUUUGUUUUAAAAUGUUUUGUUUGUUGUGCUUGUUCUCAACGCGAUUGUAAUCGUUUCCGUUUUGUCUUGGCCUCUUGCGAAAAUGUAAGUUUCUUUGUUUCGUGAUUUUUUGUAGUUUAGAUAAUGACCUUUAUUGAAAAUAAACAUCUGUCCAGCUCAAACUUGCAAGAUUAGAAGAUUGUUUCAAUAGGGCUUUAUAAAGUAUAAACGUGACCUGGAGGCGAGUUGGUGGCAUUUUGUUACGUAAACAUUUCGUGUGAUCGCGAUCAUGUUAUUGGAUGAAGUGAUGCGGUCGCAGUUACAAUAAACCACUUUUGCACAAAUGUAUAUUCAGUUUCUCCCAAAAGUACUCGCGGGAUAUACUGUUGCCAUAAAGAAGAUCUGGGGUUAACACAUUGACCAUUCUUACCAUCGCUUUUAAGAUAAAGUUCUUUCAUCUGGUUAGAAUCACACGCAAUGUAUUUGUUUAUUUCGGACUACGUUUUUCUUUGUUGCGUAUACUUUUGGUGCCUGUAGUAUGAGCCGUGUAGACUUCACCAGGUGCUGUUUUCUGUGAUGUCUCGUACCUAUUUUGAUUCUUUUUUUGUCAAGUUAUCGGCUUUUCGGCAGCACAUAAAAUGCAUUGGUUUGGAAUCAGAGACGUAUUUCUCCAGUCAUGAACUGAAACACAGUCACUAGUGUUUGUGUGUGUGUGUGUGUGUGUGUGUGUGUGUGUGUGAGGCACUAACCGCUCGUUUUUUCCCCACUUUCUUGUUGUUAAUCUUAUUUUUGUGUAUUCCUGCUCAGUUGGCUAUGUCUUUAGUGCAGAGAUUCUUAAGAAGGCAUUUCGUUGUUCUCAUGAUGCUCUCUGUUCUUAAAUAUUGAUAUUAUUGCUCAUGCUCUAUUCUUCAUACGCUUGAUGCUUUUGCGUUUGGGUCUAUAGUUUUGUCCUUUAAAUACAGCAAGGUCCAAAAGUCUCAGGUCACACUUUGAUUCUGUGAUUCACAAUAUAAUUGAAAUGUGGAAAUAAAUACUAUACGUACAUAAAAGUACAUGUAUGUAAAAGUAAUAAGUAAAAAUGUUUCUGCACUAGGUCAGUAAGCAAAUUCAUACGUACUAAAGAUCACAAAUGAUUCGAGCUCGCCACAUGAAUUUUAUAGCUCUCUUAACGGCGUCUAUUUCAUUUAGAAACAUACGAGGUGAAGUUCACCUUAAAUUAAACGAAGAACGCGUCAUCAUAUGAGCUAUAAACAGAUCAACUCACGAGUGAUAAAAACGAGUGCUAUUAAAUCGAGAGAAAUGCACCCGUGUAGAGAUUUCAGGAGUGGUCUCGGACGUUUGGACCCCACACUGUACACGAGUUUAUCUGGAGAUGUCAGUCCACCUCUUCAUACAAUGUUGAGCAUGUUGGGAGUUUCUGUUUUAUUGCUGCGCGACCAGUUUUAAAACCGUUUCGUAGAAAAUGUAUGGAACGCCAAAUGUUCUGACAUGUUUACGAGUGUUUGGGUGGUUGUCACGCAGGACUCACGCGAGCCAAACUGUUUGUUUUAAACACUAAUAAUAGUGUGCAGGUAACCAAACAUAAUGAACUAUUUUGUCAAGUCGAAAUAAUUUGAGUUCUACAUCACCUUGGGAUUACAAGGUACAUAUUCUUUUUCUGUAGCAAAUUAUUUACAUUGUGAUGUUAUUUCUUUAUGUUGUGUGUAUAUUGGAAAGUCAAAGGUUCAAGCUCAAUAUCUCAAAACUGCUCAGAAUGCAGAUAGAACCUUAUAAUUCAAAUGCGACAAAUGGUUAAUCGUUUAUUUUUGACCGAAUUUGGUUACACCAGCAAAAGGAUUCGCAAAGGUCAGAUCAGGAUUUGUCCACGUUUGGUUUGUUUCUUCAGCUUUUAGAUUUUCUCGCUGCUUUGGUAUUCUGUAUGUGUGUGUUUAACAUCCUUCCUUCUCAAUGUGGCCAUUGCGCUGUGUUGUCUGCAAAUCAUUUUUGAUUUUUAAUCUCGCCGUUAAAUCAUUGAGAGAACGAGUCGGCAAUACCCCAAAUAAUGUUUCUCUAUACAUUUAACUCCAACAAUGAUUUAGUUAUAAUAGAAAUCUCUGCCCUAUUCAGUAUACAACCAUUUUUUUUCUUUGUCGCCUUUUAAGAAGCCGUGGGACUUCAAAACAUUGCUGAUAACGAACAUCUUGUAUCUCUUUUUCGUUUUAUGUCUCUAUCAUCCUUCAUACACACACAAACACACAUUGAUCUGACUGCUGUCACAGCGCCAUCUCAAUCAACAUGCUUAUCUGUGCACUUGUUAUCAAUGAGUGUGUUUCACUUCUGGAUGUUUUGGGGUCACGUUCUGAUUUUGGGAUAAACGGACACAUUUACAAUCUGAGGUCACGGCCUGAGCGUUUGAGACCUUAACAAUGAGCUUUCAGGACCCUGAGAAUGUGGGGAGGAAAACCUUCACAAAGGCUGUACUUAUGUUAGUUCUUGUACUUUUUUAUUUUACAAUUAACAAUAUAAAUGAAUAUGGCAGAAUGAAUAAAUAUAUAACUAUAUUAUUAA